CUAGUCACUUAGCCUUGAACAAGAAACAAAACAUGGAUCAAGAAAUGAAAUAAAAAAAAAAAUGACAGAAGCGAGUGAGAGUGCCGCUGGUCUAUCAGCCAUGUAUAGCAUACACGUCAAUGACAGUUCAAGUGAACUUCCAGAGCAACAAAAAUCAUCCCAUUUUUCACUCCCUGAUUAUGACCUCUGCACCCAGCAAAAUAUUGGAGUUAGAUUGCAUGCCCCAAAUAAUUCACUCAGGUAAAACCAUCACUAUCAGAGUCAUUAACCUGCAACCAACGAAGAAGCCUUUUAGUUAGUAAAGAACGAAAGAUCCUUCUUACAAACCAAUAUAAAUAUCAGUCUGAAUCUGCUAAAGACCUGUAAAAACAAACCUACCCCAACCAAACACAUUUCUGGGUAUAACUUUUAAACAGUGCCCGUCUCCUAGUCAUAGUAUUCUCCAAAACAAACCGUUAUGGGAAACACCCUUUUAGAGGCUUUGAACGUUCGAGUGGUCGGCUCCGGCGAGAAUAUCCUGGUGCUUGCACACGGGUUUGGCACGGACCAAUCAGCCUGGCAACGCAUUGUCCCACUUUUCAAACCUUAUCAUCGUAUAAUUCUAUAUGACCUCGUUUGUGCGGGUAGUGUCAACCCAGAUUACUUCGAUUUUAGAAGGUACACAACUCUUGAUGCCUACGUUGAUGACUUGCUUAAUAUUCUUGAUGCCCUUGGCGUUGACCGUUGCGCUUAUGUUGGUCACUCCUUCUCCGCCAUGGUUGGCAUCUUAGCUUCCAUUCGCCGCCCUGAACUCUUCUCCAAACUCAUCCUCAUCGGCGCUUCUCCCAGGUUUCUUAAUGACAAAGAUUACCACGGAGGGUUUGAGCAAGCUGAAAUUGAGAAGGUUUUCUCAGCAAUGGAAGCGAAUUACGAAGCCUGGGUCAAUGGGUUUGCCCCACUGGCCGUGGGGGCUGAUGUGCCGACAGCGGUUCGAGAAUUCAGCCGAACCCUUUUCAACAUGAGGCCAGAUAUAUCAUUAUUCGUUUGCAGGACCAUAUUCAACAGUGAUCUGAGAGGGGUACUUGGCCUGGUCAAAGUUCCAUGUUGCAUAGUCCAGACAGCCAAGGAUGUCUCGAUUCCAGCUUCAGUCGCAGAGUAUUUAAGGACCCAUCUAGGGGGACGAACCACGAUCGAGAUUUUGAAGACGGAAGGCCAUUUGCCGCAUUUGAGCGCACCAGCGUUGCUGGCUCAACUGCUCAGCCGAGCCCUUGCACGGUGAGGCUGAGUCCUAAUCUUUAGUAGGGGUGGGGUCCAGGGUGAAAUGUAAUAACAAAAGGGGAUGUCGACACCUGUGGAAUAUUUGUGGCAUUAGGAUCCUUGGACUCAUCACGAUAAUAUUAUGAUCUUCUUUUCCCCAAAGGAUAAGAAUUCCCACGUGAUAGUCACGUGAUGACGUGCUGUUUUCGGCUUUCUCUUCUUUGUUUCUUUCUUUUCUUAUUUUGUUUCUUUUUUUUAACUUUAU
Durio zibethinus is the source of this 1501-nucleotide messenger RNA. Its product is annotated as putative strigolactone esterase DAD2. NCBI's taxonomy places the organism in Eukaryota, Viridiplantae, Streptophyta, Magnoliopsida, Malvales, Malvaceae. The record is from RefSeq and is a predicted model, not a curated record.